AUGUAUCGCCGUUCAAUGCUGACCGCGACAACAGGACCCAUAGUGAGAAUCGGCCCCAAUGAACUGUCUUUCGCAUCUCCCGAGGCUGCUAUAGAUAUCUUCCGGACUGGACGAGGAUUCCACAAAACAGAUUUCUACACAGUCUUUCUGCCUGAUGGUAUUAAGGAUAUCUUCACAGAGGUCCGCGAGAAAGUGCAUGGUAAGAAGAAAAGAUAUGCCGGCCCCCCUUACAGCCUCGCAUCAGUGAAGAAGCAAAACAAACAAAUUGAAGGUGUUACAUUGGAUUUGCUUUCAAUCAUGGACUCUGUUGCGGCCAAAACUCAAGCGGAGACCUUCGAUCUCGGUAGCUGGCUACACUUCUUCGCCUUUGAUGCUCUCGCACAAUUUGCAUUCGAUCGUCCGUUCGGGUUCUUGAAGCAAGGCAAGGACGUUGAUCAGUUCAUUUCUUCUAUCAGCCAAUCGACAUACGAAAGUUCCUUUCUCGCUCAAGUACCCAUGUUUGAACGCCUGACACGGUCCAACCCGAUCUGGAAGUACAUUCCCUUCUUGCCAAAGAAUAAACUGAGGAUGAUGCCUGAAACCGCCGAGUCAGUCCUGAAAGAAUUUCAACCGACUGACAACGAAAAGGCGAAGUCGGCCGUUUGUUUGUUGAAAUCACUUUUAGAUGCACAUGUCAGCAGCCCAGACCAGUUUGGAAUGGAAGAUGUAAUGGCGAUUUCUAUGGGUGCUAUUGCCGCCGGUUCGGAUACUACUGCAUCAACAAUGCACAGUUUUUGCUGGCACGUAUUGGCGAAUCAUGACGUUCACCGCAAACUAACAGCCGAGCUACUCAAAGUGCAGCUCUCGCCUAUCGUCCAAUACGAUGAAGGCAUAGCACUUCCGUAUUUCCAGGCUUGUCUCAAAGAAACUAUGCGAUUGCAGCCUGCCCUUCCCUACAAUAUUACGCGUACAGUGCCAAAGGGGGGUGCUACCGUCAAUGAUACAGUUUUGCCUGGGUCAGUGCGCGUUGGUGUUAGUGCCUGGGUCAUGCACCGAGAUGAGACAGUGUUUGGGCCCGACAGCAGGUCUUUUAGGCCUGAAAGAUGGCUUGAAGCCGAUGCGGACAGGCUGAAAAGAAUGGAAAGAUGCAUGUUCCAGUUUGGUGGAGGGUCUCAUGCCUGUAUUGGAAGACAUCUAGCCCUUUUCGAGUUGAACAAGGUCCUGCCGCAGAUCUUCCGCCGGUAUGAGAUGGAGUUGAUCAAUCCAGAAAGGCCUUUGGAACACUUCACUGGGUUUUUCUACAAUCAGAAAGGGCUUUGUGUCUAUUUGAGAAUGCGAAGUACACAAUGA
Messenger RNA from Penicillium pulvis, 1329 nucleotides. Its product is annotated as cytochrome P450. The record is from RefSeq and is a predicted model, not a curated record. The transcript is spliced from 4 exons. Lineage: Eukaryota; Fungi; Ascomycota; Eurotiomycetes; Eurotiales; Aspergillaceae. Gene Ontology annotation, molecular function: iron ion binding; monooxygenase activity; heme binding. The coding region runs from base 1 to 1329 and encodes 442 amino acids.